CCGGGCGCGGUAAUUCAUUCGGCUCUUCCAUCGGUUGGACUAGACGCAGAUACUUACAGUGGUACCAUGGCAGGUUACUUGAAGGUCCUCAAUACUCUCAGCAAGUCUGCCGCAACUUUAUCCAAAAGCCCGGCGGUCCUCGCUCCUGCUACCUGCCAGGCUUUGCAGCAGAGGAACUAUGCAGACAAACGCAUCAAGGUGGCUAAACCAGUGGUGGAGAUGGAUGGAGAUGAAAUGACCCGCAUCAUCUGGGAAUUCAUCAAAGAAAAGCUCAUUCUGUCAAACGUUGAUGUGGAGCUAAAAUAUUUUGACUUGGGUCUACCCUACCGUGACCAGACUAAUGACCAAGUCACCAUCGACUCUGCUUUAGCUACCCAGAAAUACAACGUUGCUGUCAAAUGCGCUACUAUUACUCCAGAUGAGGCCAGGGUUGAAGAAUUCAAGUUGAAGAAAAUGUGGAAAAGCCCCAAUGGAACUAUCAGAAACAUCCUGGGUGGAACUGUCUUCCGUGAGCCAAUCAUCUGCAAGAACAUUCCCAGGCUUGUUCCUGGUUGGACACAACCAAUUACAAUUGGCAGACAUGCCUUUGGUGACCAGUACAGAGCCACAGACUUUGUUGUGAACACACCCGGCAAGUUUAAAAUCACCUUUACUCCAGCUGAUGGAAGCAAGGGCCAGGAGUGGGAAGUGUUCGACUUUCCUAAUGGUGGAUGUGGAAUGGGAAUGUACAACACUGAUGAGUCUAUCACAGGCUUUGCACACAGCUGCUUUCAGUAUGCCAUCCAGAAGAAAUGGCCUCUCUACAUGAGCACUAAGAACACCAUUUUGAAAGCCUAUGAUGGACGCUUUAAGGACAUCUUUCAGGACAUCUUUGAGAAGAACUAUAAGCCUGAGUUUGACAAACUGAAGAUCUGGUAUGAGCACAGACUCAUCGAUGACAUGGUAGCUCAAGUGCUGAAGUCUUCUGGUGCUUUUGUUUGGGCUUGCAAGAACUAUGAUGGAGAUGUACAGUCUGAUAUCCUGGCUCAAGGUUUUGGUUCUUUGGGACUGAUGACCUCCGUGCUGGUGUGUCCUGAUGGAAAGACCAUUGAGGCUGAGGCUGCCCAUGGCACCGUCACCAGGCAUUAUCGUGAGCAUCAGAAGGGAAGGCCAACCAGCACGAAUCCAAUUGCUAGCAUUUUUGCCUGGACCAGGGGAUUGGAGCACAGAGGUAAACUUGACGGGAACCCAGAUUUGAUCAGGUUUUCUCAAACCCUGGAGAAAGUGUGUGUAGACACUGUGGAGAGUGGAAUCAUGACCAAGGAUCUGGCUGGCUGCAUUCAUGGACUCUCAAAUGUUAAGCUCAACGAACAUUAUGUCAACACCACUGACUUCCUUGAUGCAAUUAAGACCAACCUCGACAAGGCCCUGGGUAAAUGAAGAAGAUCUUGAAAAGCAAUCUGCUUUUUGUACCUCAUUUUUAACUUAAAAAGGUCAUGAUAACCACAAGCAUUAAUCCUGGGAGUUAAGAAGAAAAGUUGAAGUUCUGUCCAUAGCCGUGCUGUUGACUAAUUUAUGGCUAUACUGUAGGAACAAUCAGUUCACUCCAUCAUCUAUUUCUCCUUACAACUGCAAGGUUGUAUUUUUGUAAGAUGAAGUACUGUAUGUCAUACUGUAUUAUAUCAUGAAAUAAAAAUGAAGAGCCAUUUGUAGAACCCUCUAUUAAAUGUUGUUGAACCUC
This is a messenger RNA of Trichomycterus rosablanca, 1720 nucleotides long. RefSeq names its product isocitrate dehydrogenase (NADP(+)) 2 (gene idh2). Gene Ontology annotation, cellular component: mitochondrion. Gene Ontology annotation, biological process: NADP+ metabolic process; isocitrate metabolic process. The record is from RefSeq and is a predicted model, not a curated record. NCBI's taxonomy places the organism in Eukaryota, Metazoa, Chordata, Actinopteri, Siluriformes, Trichomycteridae. The transcript is spliced from 11 exons. The coding region runs from base 67 to 1419 and encodes 450 amino acids. Gene Ontology annotation, molecular function: NAD binding; isocitrate dehydrogenase (NADP+) activity; magnesium ion binding.